Messenger RNA from Malus domestica (apple), 685 nucleotides. Lineage: Eukaryota; Viridiplantae; Streptophyta; Magnoliopsida; Rosales; Rosaceae. The record is from RefSeq and is a predicted model, not a curated record.
AUGAACUUGUUGUGGUUGCAGUUUCUCUUCUCAAUUUGCACGCUACUCUGCCUUCACUGUAGACUGCCUAUAAAUUUGUACAUUGUGGGUAAAGAUUGUGAAGAAGAAUAUAUAGUUGCAAGGAGUGAGGAUGAAGCUCUUGGGAAAGCUCAAGAGAAGUAUGGAAAAGAUGCAAAAAUAUAUCAGGAACCGGAUGUUCUUGACACAUGGUUUUCGAGUGCACUGUGGCCUUUCAGUACUCUUGGAUGGCCAGAUGAGUCAAUUGAGGAUUUUAAGCGGUUUUACCCUACAACAAUGCUUGAAACUGGGUCAACUAACCAGCUGGACCAAACUUUAUAUGUAUGCCACUGGAAGGAAAUGGAGCUUCAGGAUUAGUCUUACCAAAAGCUUUUAUCAGAAUUGCCAAAAGGAAAAAUCCUGGGCAGGGUUUUUUGGUUAGGUUAUUUUAUUUGUGUCAUGAAGUUCAAGCUCCUAAUAUUUGGAGGAACACGGGAUGAGUUGGGUUGUUAGUGGAAUGAGUUGGUUUUAUGGCUUCCCCUUGGGCUUCAGUAUCUUCAGAGUUUACUGUCCAGCUAUAUUUUAUUAUGGUUGGAGUGGCUGAUGUAUUUUGGUAUUCAUUUUCUUUGCUGCCAUGUAAUACUAUGAGGUACAGCUCUGUUUUGUUUAGCCUAGCUGGACGACUGGA